CAGAGGAGGUGCUUCAGUGUUGGAGACGCAGCCGAGGAGUCUGAAGCUACGAGAGGUUCUCCAGGAUGAAGACGGUUCUGCUGAUGCUGUGUCUUCAUCACAUGUCCUCCUCCUCUUCCUCCUCCUCUUCCUCUGCUGCUCAGGAGUGUCCCUCCACCCAGGACCUGCUGAACUUGCUGCGUCAGGUGGAGAAGGUGCUGGCGGUCCACGAGGCGUCGUACCAGCAGGGCCUUCGCUCCCUCAGGAAGAAGAUGAGCGCCCUGCACAACAGCACCGCGGCCAUUUUCAAGACUGGCGCUUCCUGUCCCAAACCAGAGCCGCCCGCUCACGGACGCAGACUGGGCCGGGUGUUCGGCGUCGGGCACGAGGUCCACUUCAUGUGCCGGCCCGGCUUCGAUCUGAUUGGCCCGCGCACACGCGUGUGUCUGGAGGCUCUGAGGUGGAGCGGCCAGCAGCCCAUGUGCAGACGCUUCAACAGCACGGGGAACUCCCUGGCCUCCUUCUCUCCUGCUGCUCCUUCCUCCUCCCUCCUGGUCUCUGCAGCUCUGUCAGCAUCCCCCUCACCCUCCUCCUCUUCUUCACCUUCUCCUUCCUCCUCUUCAUCGCCCACUUCUUCCUCCCCGUCCUCCUCCGUCCGUCCGUCUCACUGCACUCACUUCCUGGGCUCCACCCGCUGCACCUGUGACGUGGGUUUCACCAUAUCAGGCCUCGACAACAACAUCUGCACAGACAUCGACGAGUGUCGUCUGUUUCCUCCCGGCCGGCUCUGUGUUCAUCAGUGCGUCAACACUCCCGGCAGCUUCCACUGCUUCUGUCCGGCCGGCUACGACCUCUCCAGAGAGGGACGCAGCUGCACAGACAUCAACGAGUGUGAGAACCGGAUGCACGACUGCACAGCGGAGCAGGCGUGUGUGAACACCUUUGGGGGGUUCCAGUGUGUGACGGUGGCGUGUCCUCACAUGAGCAACGCCACCUACAUCAGGACGUCCCCAGCGCGCUGUGAGCGGAACCCGUGCAUGCUGGGAGACAAGGCGUGCACUCAGGCGCCGAACUCCAUCUCCUUCCACUUCCUGUCCGUGGUGUCCAACAUGUCCGCCCCGCGCGUCCUCUUUCGGGUGUCGGCGGCGCGCGUCCUGGGCGAUACGCUGCGCUUCGGCCUGGCCGGCGGGAGGGGGCGGGGCCACUUCAGCGUGCAGCGCUCCGGCCGGCGGACCGGCACCCUCCUCCUGGUGACGCCCAUCCGGGGCCCCGCAACCCUGGAGGCCGAGGUGGAGAUGAGCGAGCUGGAGCGCCACAACCUGCUGGGCCGCUACCUCACCAAGGUCACCCUGUUCGUUUCCCCGUACCAGUUUUAG
Cyclopterus lumpus (lumpfish) is the source of this 1355-nucleotide messenger RNA. RefSeq names its product fibulin-7-like. The coding region runs from base 66 to 1355 and encodes 429 amino acids. The transcript has 7 exons. NCBI's taxonomy places the organism in Eukaryota, Metazoa, Chordata, Actinopteri, Perciformes, Cyclopteridae. Gene Ontology annotation, molecular function: calcium ion binding. The record is from RefSeq and is a predicted model, not a curated record.